AUGUCGCCGUCUUCUGCUUGGAUCUGCUGUUGGUGCGCAAACUAUUCAACAUCUGUGAGCAUUUUGAACUGGCCUCGGGAGCCAAGCUGGGGAAAACAGUGGAAUUUAAAUUCCCCAACUUCUGUGGUGGGAUUUGAACUGACAUCCACCAGAUUAUCAGUGUGCACAGCAGAUGGUCAGUUCAUCAUAGUGAUCUCCAAGAACCUGACCCAUCCUGCCCUCAACCUGUCAUCUCUUCAUGUGAAAGAUGGACAAGAAGCUGAGUGCAGGCCUAAACUAAGCACUGGGCAACUUGUGGCCUUCCACUUUCCAAUCACCUCUUGUGGCUCAAGCAAGUGGGAGGGAAAUGGAACCUUGGUGUAUGAAACAGCUGUCUUGGGGAAGAGGAUGAUUCAGACUGGGAAGCUGGGCUCAAUAACCCGGGACAGCACCUUCCGCCUGAAUGUCCAGUGCAAGUACAAGGGGAGGCAGGAAACAGGCUUGCAGGUUAAUGUCACAGUUUACACUCUUUCUCCUCCACCUCCUGCUUCUGAAGAUGGGAUUUUGAAACUGGAACUGCGAAUUGCGAAAGGUGGUGACUACAGAUCCUGGUAUGUAGAUAGUGACUACCCCAUUCAGCAUGUUCUUCAGGACCCAGUGUUUGUGGAGGUUCGUGUCCUGGAUCGCACAGACCCAAUGAUUGUCCUGAGGUUGCGUGACUGCUGGGCAACUCCUGUCCCAGCCCCAAACCAUGAAGUGCAAUGGAGUCUAUUGAUGGAUGGGUGUUCCUACGAGGGUGAUGACUAUCAGACUCUCCUACACCCAGUGGAUGUGUUUUCUGGCAUCACAUUCCCAACUCACCACAAGCGGUUUGAAGUGAAGACUUUUGUUUUCUUGGAUGAAGAGUCUGAGCAGCCUCUCUCUGAGCAGGUUUACCUGCAUUGCAGUGCUGAUGUUUGCUCUCCUUCUGCUGAGGAUGACUGCACACCCAAAUGUGGCCCAAAGACACGCAGGAGUACCAGUAACCAUGAGGGAAUAUUAGUGAGUGCUUCUGGUCCUAUCAUUUUCCUGGAAGACCAUCCUCUUUCUUCAGAACUGCAUGAAGCAAAUGGUGCUGCUGUGUCUCCUUCUUGGGCUCUACAAGGAGCAGCUGUUGGCUUCAUGAUGGUGUCUCUGUCCCUGCUGGUGGUGAUGGCUGCUGUGUAUAUGAAAAGACCAAAAGCUGUGUCUCAAUGUAGUGAAAUUGAACUGUAG
Molecule: messenger RNA, 1233 nt
Organism: Carcharodon carcharias (great white shark)
Lineage: Eukaryota; Metazoa; Chordata; Chondrichthyes; Lamniformes; Lamnidae
Product: zona pellucida sperm-binding protein 4-like
Exons: 10
Coding region: 1-1233 (410 amino acids)
Biological process (GO): prevention of polyspermy; binding of sperm to zona pellucida
Cellular component (GO): egg coat
Molecular function (GO): structural constituent of egg coat; acrosin binding
Source: RefSeq, a predicted model, not a curated record